Bipolaris zeicola 26-R-13 is the source of this 744-nucleotide messenger RNA. RefSeq lists its product as uncharacterized. The transcript has 2 exons. Gene Ontology annotation, cellular component: cytoplasm; mitochondrion. Gene Ontology annotation, molecular function: 2 iron, 2 sulfur cluster binding. Lineage: Eukaryota; Fungi; Ascomycota; Dothideomycetes; Pleosporales; Pleosporaceae. The coding region runs from base 1 to 744 and encodes 247 amino acids. The record is from RefSeq and is a predicted model, not a curated record. Gene Ontology annotation, biological process: iron-sulfur cluster assembly.
AUGUCACUACCUCGUACCACUGGAGCGCUUGUGCGCUCAAGUACAUCCUUUCUACGAUUCGCCGCACCCCCGUUUGCUCCCCGCAGAUGCCCGCAAUGCUCCCGGUCCUUCGCCUCAUCGCUCCCCAGGCGCCAGUCAACCAAGCGCCAAAUGCAGACGGCGACCGCAUAUCACCCUUCGUCAUUAUAUCCAGAGCCGCCACCACGCAAUGUUGGCGUACCCGACACUUCAAUCGCUGGUGGAGCCACCGAGGCAAAGAACACAACAUUACCACAAACACCUCCGCACGACCGCAACGCAGCCUCCCAGGCCGAACAAACCACCGUCAGCAUACCUGAAGGCGAAGCACAAAAGCCUCAGCAGGUCGCAAGCCCUAGCAAACCACUUCGGCCACGCCGAUACAACUUUGGACCUCGAAAGGCGACAAUCAAGCUCUCGCCCUCCGCUGUGGCGCACUUGCGCGAACUCCUCGAAUUGCCAGAGCCCAAGCUCAUUCGAAUAGGCACAAAGGCAAAAGGCUGUUCGGGUCUCGCAUAUCACCUAGAGUAUGUGGACAAGCCAAGCCCGCUGGACGAACAGGUUGAGCAAGAUGGCGUGAAGGUGUUGAUUGACAACAAGGCGUUGUUGAACAUCAUUGGUAGUGAGAUGGACUGGUUGGAGGACAAGCUCAACGAGCGAUUCAUUUUCAAGAAUCCAAACAUCACUGAGCAAUGCGGGUGCGGAGAAUCAUUUAGUGUAUCAUGA